AAGGGUCUUGAGGACACCUGGUGGUCCACAGACUACCCUUGAGUACACCUCGUCUAACAAAUAAUUAACUUUCACAGUGGAAAUGUCAGGUCUUGGCAGGUUAAUGGAGAAGAUAUUUUAAUACAGCCUUCUACCGAUUCUCAGAUCACACCACCUAAGUGAUCACUUUUUCCCAUGAGCCCUGGGUCAACACACACAACUGUUACUUAGUUAUGUUUCUGUAGCUCAUUGGAAGUGUCAUUUUUGCUCUACUGUCUUCUCUCUACUGACCAUAGAGUCUAGUGUCUUCAGAGUUUUCCUUCUUGGUGUACUUAUGUCUUAUCUGUUUACCUUCUAGAGGGGAAGAGAUAGAGAAUAAGGAAGUCAUCGUCCAGGAGCUGGAGGAUUCUAUUCGUGUAGUCUUGGGAAACUUGGACAAUCUGCAGCCAUUUGCUACAGACCACUUCAUUAUAUUUCCCUACAAAAGCAAAUGGGAGAGAGUGUCCCACCUGAAAUUCAAACAUGGGGAAAUUGUCUUGGUCCCUUAUCCAUUUGUUUUCACUCUAUAUGUGGAGAUGAAAUGGUUUCAUGAAAACCUGUCACCUGGGGAGUCAAUAAACGACAGUCCUCUUGGAUUGGUCCUAGCAGAGAGGAAAACAGCAGGAGCCAUGAUGAGGAAACGAAAACGAGCGGAAGUGCCCAGCUCCCCCAACAGGCCAGCGCUGGACAGGGCCAAGAUGGGGAUUUCCAGCCAAGGCCCCAGCAAAAAGAAGCCCCUUAUGGAAACCAGGAGGAAACCUUUUUGCCAUCAUCUACACUGGGAUCUGAGCCUGGGAACAUCUAGUUUUUAUAGAGGAGCUAGGCAUGUAUCGCAUGGGAUACUGAACAGAGAAAGAAAAACCCACCAGGAAUGGCAGGAGACCCCAACAUUUAAUAUCACUGAUACCCAGGAACAGGAUUCUAAGUGGGAGGACAGCCUAGCAGGGCAGAUUAUCCCCCCACUGCAGCAAAACAACCCAUCUCCACCUAAAGGACCCCCAGAGCUGGGAACCAAUGGCUUCUUUGGGUUUCUAAGCUCUCUCUUCCCCUUUCGCUAUUUCUUCAGAAAGAGCAGCCAGUGAGCUUCCAGAUGCAGCAGUGGGAAGAGUGUCUUCUCGCAGUGACUCUUCGCAUUCCGUCCUCUGUGUAUGACAUUUCAGUCAUGGGGAAUGCGGGCCCUAAACUCCCUGAGUCCUCUUGUGGGUUUGUCCUAUCCUUUGCCCCUUUACAAUGGAUUUUUUUUUUUUUUUUUCAAUUUAAAACACCAAGAAAAGAACUUCCUAAAAUGUUCUAGUCUAAGAACUGUGCUGCUCUGAGGGCCAGUUUAGGUCUUUCAUCUCCAGCACUUAGGAUCCUAAUGAAAAUAAAUUAUUUAUGAAGAGUUAUUGACUGAAUUUCAUGAAAUAGACAGCAAACUCUUCCCUGAAGAUACAGGGAAGCGAUGGCUGAAACCUCUCCCCUGGGUCUACCUAGUUAAUUGUUGGUGGGAUGCUUUGGGUGGGUGGGGUCUGUAGCUGACUGCAAACCUUAGCCUUAGCCUCCCUGGCAGGGCUUAGAGAAUGGGGUCUUAUAAGACUCACUUUCCUGAGCCCAGCUGACCCUCAAGAUAUCAUCUAUCCCAAAUUCACCCAGUUUGGCCCCAAAGUGCACCCUCAGUAGAUAAAUGCUUUCCACUCACCUAUCCCUCUGGCUUUUGACAGUAAUGCAGUUUAGCUUCUCAGAUUAACUGCAAGUCAGCCCAGGUUAGGGCCCCUGGAGAAGGCCAGGGCACCCAAGCUCUGACUUCACGUAACCCAAGGGCUGAUCUGGGACAGACAGGUUAGACUUGCGUUGUGUGGCCACAGAUCAAAUAGAUGGGAAUAUAGGGAAACUCAAUUUAGCUCAGAACAAAGGAAUCUAACUGUUAUAUUAGAAUGGACCACCUUGUGAGAUGAGUCCUUGUCACUUCUAGUCUUUAAACAGAGCUGAUGGUCUGUCAGAUGCUGGAAGGUUUCUGUGAUGAAUGGCAGAAAUGGGGUUGGAAUGCUGAGGUCCCUUGGGGUCCCCUUGUUUGGCUGACUUGCCCUGGAUGGGGAGAAGACAUGGCUGCUGUAGACAGGCCCAGGUCCUGAGGGGAGAAGGGCUGAAGGGGAACUGGAAGAUUAAGGACAAGUUGUGUUUAUAGCCUUUGUCCUACUGUCCCAAAUAUGGCCUGUUUUACAAAGCUGCUGAAAGGCACAACUCCAGAAUUUAGAGAUCUGAGUGCCAUUCUGACUCUGACUAGCUUACAGUGAGGCCUUGGCAAGUCACUUUCCUCUCUGGUUCGGAUUCUCUCAUCUGAACAACGAAGGGUGGGUGGUGUGUGUGGCUGGCUCUGCCCUUCUGAACAAAUCAGUGAGGCAGUGGCCCUGGGAUGUGGGGGGCCAUAUCACCAUAGGCUUCUUUCUGAUCUCUGGCCUGCCCUAGCCCAUGCAGCUACUGCUAACUAGGGAUCUUCCCCAAUUUGCCACAUUCUUGCCCCAAGUGUAAUUUGGCACCACGUAUGGAGAGCAGAUUUGGCCUGACGUUAACAGUGUGACCUUUAGUAGUUUUCCUUUUCUAAGCCUUAGCUGCUUUACCUGUAAAACCUGAGCCAGAGCUGGACUAAAAGAUGGGAUUUGCUGGUGUUGACAGCUUCAGACUGUUCCAGGAGUCAGGUCCCUGUUAUUCCAGGGACUAAGGGGAGCCGCACUCUGUGGCUGACCCCCAGGAUGAUGAGUGAAAAUGAAGCUCUGAAAUGGACUUAGAACCCCCCAUUCUCCCCAACUCUGCCACCCAGCAUAUCUCAGGAGGCCCUUACUGGUGUCAGUUCCUUUGUCCAUAAAAAUAUCCUCCCAACCCUUUUCCUGUGCAGUGGAUAAGGGACAAGCAAGAAUGAGUUUAGUAGCUUUAGGGUUGGGGUGGCAAGGCCCUGAACAGGGGAGUGUCUUGCCCAAGGUCACACAGCAGAGAAGAGAACCCUGGCGGCCACAACUCAGCCCAGUCUUGAUCCCUCUCUCCCCAACUGCACACAAGCCGCCCACUCCAGCAGCUCCUGGGCUUUUUUCCAUAUCUCACUGCCCCCAGCCCGG
Molecule: messenger RNA, 3107 nt
Organism: Leptonychotes weddellii (Weddell seal)
Lineage: Eukaryota; Metazoa; Chordata; Mammalia; Carnivora; Phocidae
Source: RefSeq, a predicted model, not a curated record